GCAAUAAAUGUCUCUCCAACUCCAUAUACCCCUCAAUCAAGCUGCAGAGAUAAUAUUGUGCCAACAUGCACAAUGCUCUUGCAAAAUCUAGCCUCGAAGGAGGGCAAACAAGUGGUUGGUCAUAAUAUACAAUCAUGGGCGAAGCAUAGGAGACAUUGCGGAAGUAGCCAAGAGCAUGGCGCGCGUCAUUACAGUACAGAAAGGGGACCGUCGAGUCAAUUGAGGGAGGAAUGGGCGCGAGAGCAUGUGAAAGACCUCUCGAACAAGCAGAAGGCGAAGAAGGAAGCUAGGGCCAUAGACAAGGACUUUUUCAUGUCCGUCCUAGGCUCGUCUGCCACGAAACGAGAAGCAAAGUCCUAUAUUCAACGCUUUACUCCUUUGAAAGAUCCCUCGCCGGCCACGAAACCUCCCGUUGACAUUGCGCUGAAACCACAACCAGCACGCGGAUGUGGAGUGAAUCUUGGUGGAUUCUAUGGACCUGCUGCUGUGGAAGAGAGCCCCAAGUUUGUUCAACAACCAGAAAAGAGGACGAAAAUUUCCGUUAGACCUCAGCUUCAUGUUGCAUUGGUUAAGCUCAGAGCCCCGCAGACUCUGAACGAUGAAAUAUUGAAUGGCAUUGGAAGGACACUUUCUCAACUCGGAAGGCUUGGCUUGAUUAGUGUGGUAGUUGUUGACAGCCAAGAUGGAUUGAAGCCUCACAAAGCGGACGCCAAUUGGCGAGCCCAGGAAACAAAACAAGCAAAUCGAGCUGUAGCAGCUAUUGACGCAAGUGGAGAAUCAGGCGCACGACUGGUGGACAAUAUCAUUGGAGUUUAUGAAGAAGCCUCGAAGCAAGGCUUUCGCCAGCACCCGACACACGUAACUCUGCGAAAUUUGUUAAUGACUCCUCUAAGGCGGGGCGUCAUUCCUAUUAUCCCUUGCGUUGGUUACUCAGACAUCACUCAGACAGCUAUCCCCGUCUCUGCUACUGAUGUCGUACUGGCUCUUACAAGAGAGUUGGCUGGGUUGCCGUCAGAGCUGAUGCCGGAUGAGGACCCAAAUGUUGUGAGAGAACGUUUACAGGCUCUCCGGGAAGAAGUGUCGCUCGACCGAUUGAUUAUAUUAGAUCCUCUAGGAGGCAUUCCUGCUUCUGAUCAACCUAGUGGCUAUCACGUUUUCCUAAACAUGGAGCAAGAAUUUGAAGCUGCAAAAGCUGAUUUGCAGCGUGAUUUACAGCUAGAAGCUGAUGAAGCGCAUGUGCCGCGUCAAAACAAGGAAAUACACAUAUCAGACCCCGGGGCCAGUAACCCUUUUUCGUUUCUUGAAGUCGAAUUUGGUGGCCCACAAUCAUCUGCCGAAUCACUGCCGCAGCAGGAGACCCUUGGAGAUGCAAAAUCUGGAAAUAUACAUCAUCUACAAAAUCUCGAAUUAGUUAGACGGGUACUUUCGAUACUACCACCCAGCUCGUCCGCAUUGUUGACCACUCCUGAGGAGGCGGCGAACUCUGGAAAAGAUGCGCCAUUCCAAGCGGCCAGGGUAGGGACUCGACGACAGCGAAAUCCCUUGAUACAUAAUCUCCUCACUGAUAAGCCUGUCUUCUCUUCCUCCCUGCCCAUGGGACGUCUCGGCGGGCAGACAUCUGUUAAGGGACCGGUAUCUCCAGCAGAAAGCACCACUCCGACAACUUUUGCUAAACACGGAAUGUCUGUCACAAUCUUUCCAGAUCCGAAAGUUGCUCCUUGGACGCCGCCAGUCCCAGGACAACCCUAUCUGACCUUGACAGAUUCCAGAAUCGAUCUUGCUCGCCUCGUUCAUUUGAUCGAAGACUCCUUCGGCCGGAAGCUUGACACCCAGGAGUAUCUUGAAAGAGUCAACGGUCGUAUCGCAGGAGUCAUUAUUGCUGGAGAGUACGAGGGCGGAGCUCUCCUGACUUGGGAGAUACCGCCUGGAAUGAAAGAUGACGGCUCUCCAGAAAGCAGAGCACGAAUGGUACCCUAUCUCGACAAGUUCGCGGUUCUCAAGAGAUCACAAGGCAGUGGCGGAGUUGCAGAUCUGAUAUUUAAGGCGAUGGUCCGAGACUGCUUUCCUCAUGGCGUUGUCUGGAGAAGCAGAAAGACAAACCCGGUGAAUAAGUGGUACUUCGAGAGAUCUCGGGGUACUUGGAAGCUACCUGGCACAGGGUGGACCAUGUUUUGGACCACGCCGGAGCUGAGCAUGGAUAAGCAAUUAUUUUUGGACUAUGAGGGAGUUUGCAGAGGAAUAGAACCCUCUUGGGCUGACAAUAAGGCGAUCUUAGACUAAGUCAAUGAAUGAAGAGCUUGAGCAUGAUACAUUGUUCGACUCCGG
This is a messenger RNA of Hyaloscypha bicolor E, 2325 nucleotides long. RefSeq names its product N-acetylglutamate synthase. Bases 73 to 2280 code for a protein of 735 amino acids. Gene Ontology annotation, cellular component: mitochondrial matrix. NCBI's taxonomy places the organism in Eukaryota, Fungi, Ascomycota, Leotiomycetes, Helotiales, Hyaloscyphaceae. Gene Ontology annotation, biological process: L-arginine biosynthetic process. Gene Ontology annotation, molecular function: L-glutamate N-acetyltransferase activity, acting on acetyl-CoA as donor; arginine binding. The transcript is spliced from 3 exons. The record is from RefSeq and is a predicted model, not a curated record.